Molecule: messenger RNA, 3597 nt
Organism: Dujonia railenensis
Lineage: Eukaryota; Fungi; Ascomycota; Pichiomycetes; Serinales; Debaryomycetaceae
Source: the annotation of a GenBank genome assembly
AUGUCUCGGCAAAGAGCCCUUAGUAUGAACCUUCACAACCCGAAGCCUCCUUCGUCUUCGUCCCAGCAGAGAAUGGAUGAAGCCAUGUACGAGUUGAAGGAAACGCUUGCUCUAAUUCGGUACGAGUGGCCCCAAGUACUCGAGGAAACGACCACGCCGAUCGAAAUGGCGGUAUCUUUACUAGAUGACUCGUCUGUUGGACUUGCGCACAAGGACUUCGAGUUCAAGGAACUUAGGAAGCAGGUGCAGCAGACACUAAGGAAGGUCAUCAACGAACACUACGAGAUCUUCAACAACUCCAUCGGGUCUUACCAUAUGUUGUUGAAUACUAUAAAGGAUUGUCAGGAAGAUUCCAAACUGAUACGAGAGAUGUUGGAGGAUACCAAGAAAGAAGCUCACGACCGACUGGACGUGUUGAACGAUCUAAACAAUACACUGGCUAGAUAUUCCGAAAUGAUCGAGAUUUUAGAUGCCAUGAACCAAUUGAACCAGAUUCCACAGCAGAUCGAAAAGUUGAUUAACGACAAGAAGGUGCACGAAAUAUAUGAUGUCAUCAGUGAUGCUUACAAGUUAGCAGAGCAGUAUAAUCUUUGGUCGUUGUCGGCUAUGGCCAGUAUCAAGACUUACUUGGAGUUGCAGCUGAACAACUUAUUCGAUAUGAUUAUCGAUGAGUUGCACAACGAAAUCUAUCUCAAAACACAGUCGGUGGCUACACAGUCGUUUGCGCCAGAGAAUAGUAAUGGCAAUAUCAAUGGCUCAGGUAGCGGUGGUGCUGGAGUUGGCAGUGGGGUUAACACUAACAGCAGCUCACUGGGUGCGGAAUACUGGCAAAUUUUAGUUCAAACAUCCAACCCACAGCUCACGUCCUUGAAGACUCUUCUCACUAACUCGAAAAAUCUCGAGCAAUAUAUCUACAAUUCAGCUAAUCUCGAUAUUGCAGAAAUAGGAGCAUGUUUUUCUGAAACGGUUGAAAGAUUCAUUAGCAGGCAAUUACCGAAGAUCCACCAUUUUUAUGUCACUCAGCAGGCAAAGCAGUCCAUUGACAAUAUAGACUACUCUAUCCUUCUCGACUCCACUCUGAAUAGCAACACAGAGUCAUUCCAUUACGUUUACAUGUUGCUUUUCACAGCUUUCAAGCUAAACAGAUUGCAGCAGGUAUUGGAAAUUUUGUCGAAUACAAACCAGCAUGAAUUUCACACAUUAAUUCAUACCACCACAAGUGAAACGAAAUUGAAAAACACUCAACAGUUACAUAAAUUGAGCAAGCUUGGAGGAAGUUCAAGUGGAGGUGGAGAUCUGGGAGAUACCGCCGAACAUUUUGUAAACGCUGGUGCUUCAUUCAAUGAUUCCUCGGUGGUGAUCUUACAGGAUCUCUUCGGGAACGUCUUCAUAAAGAGUUUGGCUGUCUUACAAAAGCAUAAGGUUGUUCAAGAGAUAGUGAAAAUGAUAUUGGAUGAAGAUCGUAACAGUAGUAAACCUAAAACUGCUGCAAGUACUAUUGGGACUGGUAUCAGUCAUUCUGGGCCUGGAACUCCUAGGUCAAGCACGCCCUUACCGCAUUCCUACACAGAUUCUAGUUCGUACUUUGAUAAGGCAUGGAACUCAAUGCAAAAGGAACUCCAGGGGUUAAUGGUGAACUAUAUUUAUGAUCGGAACGCAUUCACUUCGAAUAACAAGCACGUCGCUAAUGGAAAAGGAGGAUCAAAUAUCAGUUCAGUUGUAAAUAACAGUCUAGGUAGUGGAAGUGGUGCGCUCAGUUCUCUAAAUGGGGGAGAAAUUUAUGAUGUACUCAAACGAAAUACCUUCAGAUUUGAAGAUGUCUCGUUAACAAAAUCCGCCAAAUCUACUGAGGAACUCAAAUAUAUUCUCAAUGAUAUGUUCCCUGGUUUCAAUAUAAAUAGCGAUGAUAAAAGUACAGUGCUUGAAAAUCUCUCACCUUACAUUAAGAAUGAAAAAUUCAAUGCUAUGGUUGAAGUGUUGGUCCCAAGAAAUAUUUUCAACAUGAGAAUCAUAUUGGAGUCAUUUUUGAUUUACAUAUCUGGCGCUCAACACUUAUUCAAUUUUGGAAAGAGACCUGUUGCUGAAAAUGAUUCCAUAAUAUUUUUCAAUGUAUUCAUGAACUCAACCUUUCUACCAAAGUUAAAGGAUACUUUGAACGGAGUAUUGUUUGAGUUUUUAGGUGGAAGCAAUAGUGAAAAUGGCAAGGAAUUUAUAGGUGGAUCCUUUAGGUCAGAAUUGGCAAUUAUAGAUCAACAUCAAGAAGUGAAAUCCUCUAAUGCAACAACAGCAAUGACGUCCAGUUUAGUUGACUAUUCGAUUAACAAAACAUUAACCAUUUAUCAGAAUGCAUUGGAUUUCCAAAAGUUGAUUAUGUAUAUUUGUUUUGUGUUGAACACUUCCUUAACUUACCGUAAGGGAUUCGGGGAUCUAUGUUUGCAGUAUUUGAAGAUAUUUUCCGACACUUAUCAAAGUCACUAUAAGAGUUUAUUGGAACCAGUUGAAGACGCUGGAGCUGAAAUUCUUCGGGCAACAACUCCAAACUCGGCAGGAUCAACAGCGACAAAACCAUCUACUCAAAUCAAUACAUGGAUGAGAAUACCUGCACUCUGUGAGAUUUCAGGGAAGAUCUUAAGCGGUGGAGCUGAAACUGAUGAACUUUUGGAGAAGGAGGUAGAGAUAAUGCUUGCUAAUACUGACAUACUGACUUUAUCUAAGGAUGAUUUUCUUGACGGUGAUAGCUUUCAGCAAAUAUGUCAUUUGCUUUUAACCACAACUUGGAUUUUGUCUUGGUUACCAAGUAUGAGAAAGGAAUCUAAUUACAAUGUUUAUGAUGAUGACACAGAUGAUAUCAAAUUGCUGAAGGUAGACAAGUUGAAGCACGAUUGGAGUUUCCUUGAAAGUGGUAGAAGUAGCACAGUCUCUUCAAACAUUGACUAUUCACACAUUUACUUGACAUUAAACUCAAACAUGAUCGGCAAAUUUGAUGACAUUGUCGAAACAUUUGUAAAGAUUAGAGAAGGUGCAUUGCUUUCUUUAAGAUAUGAUUUACGUUGUAAAGCCAUAUUUUACAUUUCAAGGUCUUAUAAGAUUUGUGAUUGGAGGCCAACCUCUGAACCAGGAGAUUGUGACCAAUUUAUAAGUGAAUACAACAAGCAGGUCUUCCUUGUUGACAACAAGUUAACACAAAUUUUACUUGAUGAAAAUGAAAGAGAUUGCAUAUUUGUCGGACUUUCUAAAUUCUUAGAGAACCUUAUUAUACUGGGGAGUAAGAAGCUUAGUAGAGUCAAUGCUAACGGUAUCAAGAGGAUAAUGUUGAACAUUUUCGUUUUGCAACAGAUGCUUAGAAAUAUAAUGAAAAACCCUGAACUGAUUAACUUCAACAAGUCUUCGAUCUUCUUUGAAAUGUUUACUCAGAAUGAUGUCGCCUUGUUAGAAAGUAUUAAUGAACAACACAACAAAUUGGGCUUGAAGGAAGACGACUUUAAAAAUUUGGCUCGGUUGAUAUACAGUGAGAAAUUGGUAGAUGGAGGAUCCAGUUUUAAUAGGGGGAAGUACAAUGAUUUGUUGAAGAAGAUUCAACACAUUUAUGAACAAUAA